Staurois parvus is the source of this 454-nucleotide messenger RNA. The record is from the annotation of a GenBank genome assembly. NCBI's taxonomy places the organism in Eukaryota, Metazoa, Chordata, Amphibia, Anura, Ranidae.
CAGCGGACACCGCGUCAUCUGGCAAGGCAGUGGGGCGCCGGGUCACCAGGCAUUGGAUCGUCUGGCUCGACAGCGGGCAUCGGGUCACCAGGCAUCAGGUCAUUUGGCUCGCCAGCGGGCACCGCGUCAUCUGGCAAGGCAUUGGGCACCGAGUCACCAGGCACGACAGCGGGCUCUGAGUCAACUGGCACGACAGCGGGCACCGGAUCGUCUGGAUCAACAGCGGGCAUCGAGUCAACUGGCCUAAUAGGAUCGUCAGGCUGGAUCAGUUCAUCAUGCUGGGUAGAGGCAUCAGGCUGAAUGGAGGCAUCCGGCUGAGUAGAGGCAUCAGGCUAAGUAGAGGCAUCAGGCUGAGUAGAGGCAUCAGGCUGAAUAGAGGCAUCAGGCUGAAUAGAGGCAUCAGGCUGAAUAGAGGCAUCAGGCUGAAUAGAGGCAUCAGGCUGAGUACAGGCAU